Messenger RNA from Beauveria bassiana ARSEF 2860, 2925 nucleotides. Its product is annotated as essential cytoplasmic protein Ctr86. The transcript is spliced from 3 exons. The record is from RefSeq and is a predicted model, not a curated record. Gene Ontology annotation, cellular component: cytosol. The coding region runs from base 1 to 2925 and encodes 974 amino acids. NCBI's taxonomy places the organism in Eukaryota, Fungi, Ascomycota, Sordariomycetes, Hypocreales, Cordycipitaceae.
AUGGCGAGCGAAAAUGAAAGUAUAGAGCUGCCGUCUGACACUGGCGUCGAGGGCAGUACCGAGACUAUCGAAGAACGCUGCUUCUCGGCGGCGCUGAUAUGUCUCGAAGGCCACUUUACACAGUCGCCACCCAUGGGCCCCAAGACGGCGGCCAGGGUCAAUAGCAUGAUUUCAAAGACGUUGGAAAAGACGCACAUACUCAGGAAAGUAAGAGAGACGCUGUCCAACAAUGUGGAGAUCUGGGUCUGGCUCACGAGGAUCCUCGCCGCCUCUGUUCCAACUCUGACAGCGCGCUCCGUCGGUCCCUUGUCUAGCCUCAAUGACCCCGAAAAGGGCGUCAGUCCGCAUGAGAGUACCGGCUUGAUUGUCAUGAAUUACGACAAUAUCAAGAAUGAUCUCUCAAUUCUCACCAAACUCAUGCACAUCUCGAGGAAUCUGCUCGUUAACGCUGAGCCCCAAGUCCCUCAAGACAUAUGUGCUGCUGUGCACUUUGACCAAAUGGUCUAUCAGACAAUCAUUCUUUGUGUCAAUGUCACCAGCAAAGGCUAUGAUAGCGAGAUACUGGACGAGGCUGAUAGAAUAAAGCUGGCCGAAAUUACCGAGCUAUAUAAGAAAUUGCUUGUGACAUCAUUGCAGCAAGCUCACAAUUGGAUCGCAAAGCAUGAUCGCAACAAAAUGUCAUUUUGGUUCGACGUGCUAUUCGACGAUGAUGGGGUUGUGCCUGGGCACGACGACUCAGUUACCGACUGCUCCGGCUUUCGCCCCGAAGUAGCAAAGCAAGAGGUGCAGCAUUGGCUGGAACGCAACUCUAGAAUGUGUGACAAGGCGCGCCAGUUGUUGCGCGUUUAUGCCAAAAAUUUCGCUGACAAAAUCCCGGGCAAUUUAGCCCCCAUCCGACCUCUUGCCUGGAACUGGCUUCCAGAGGCUUCUUCGCAUGCUUCUCCCGAUGAGGCUAGCGACAAACCGAUACAGUUUACGUGGAAGUUGGAUGAACCCGAUAAGUUCGAGCAGGAUCGCCAUUAUGGAAGAGUUUCUAGAGAGAUCGAUACUUGGUGGUUGAAAUCCCGAGAUCCCAACUACGACGGAUGGGUUGUUGGCAUGCCUUCUGUCGAAUCAGCGCAGGCAAGGCUGGAGCACUGCAAGACAAACUUGGUUCACAGAUACUCUCAUUCCUACCGCGAUGACAACUCACUGCCACCGGAUGGAGCCGACGAUGAAAUGUCAGAGCACGAUCAUUGCCCCAACUGUCAUCAAUGUCACCAUGACGACUAUGAGUCGGACGAGCAUGAGCACGAUCACGAGCACGAUCACGAGCACGAUCAUGAACAUACACAUGAGCAUGAACACGAUCACGACCACGAGCAUGAUCAUGACUGCUAUCACGGGCAUGAUCACGACCACGACCACGACCAUGCGCAUGACCAUGACCAUGACCAUGAAUAUGAGCAUGAGUGCGAGCACCAUCGGCACUGUCACCAUCAUGAUCAUGAUUACGCUCACGACUACGUAGACGACAUACUGGACGACGACGAGGCAGACGACGAAUCGUAUGGAGACGGGCCAUUGACUGGCUUGCUCACCGAGGUACCCAACAUUCUGGAUCCCAAGCAGAUUGAGGCGCUUCACAUGAUUAUUAAAUCAUGCAUAUAUGACAAGUCUGGAUCGGGCACUACGCCCGCCGGCGAAAACUUGCAAAGGACUCGAUGCAGAAUGUUCUUGGCACUAGAUUGUGGCAAGAGUCUGUUGCGCGAGCUUUUGGUCUUCAUUGCUGUCUGGGAUAAGGAAGAAGAUAGCUUGAUCUACCAAGUCACCAUGCAGAUUGUUGAGGCUAUCCAUUGCAGUGCGCUCAUUCCUUACGCCUGGAACUCGCUCCGCAUUUCCAAAGAUAUCGUCUCGCCCGCGCAGACGGUACUUCUGCGUCUCGUCGGUGACAUGCUGGCCGGGCGCACCGUCGGCGGCUCCAUGCCCAAAGAUGGGCCUGCCGGAGAGGGCAAAGAAAAGGACGAGCGCGAUUUGAAGCUGGUGCACUUCUUCUACAGCUCGUUUCGCAGCCGCAUCGUGCCCGAGUGCGCAGCGCUCAUGCACCUCCAGGCGCAGAUCCGCGCAGGCAAAUCCGACGCCUCUGAAUUUCCUGUGGACACGUGGGACAUGGAGCGUGCCAGGGAUGGUUUGGCUCAGUAUCUCGACUUCUUGAAGACGGUGGCCGAAAUGCCUGACAUGCGACUCAAGCUGGUUGAGUGGGAGGCCGUAUACGACCUCGUCACCAUCUUGAGCGGCGUCGAAGCCGCCGUGGCCAAGAAGCCACUCGUCCAUGUGCCCCAGCGAAACGCCUCCGCCGCUGACACUGACCCUAUGGUGGAGCGGCCGUAUGCCAAGGGCGCUGAUACGCUCGCCGCUGGCGCCCCGUCGCCCCUUCUUCAAGAGCCCGCGCACAAGUUCGCCUGGUCUGGCAUCAAGAGCCAAAUAUUCGUCAUCAUUGCGACGCUACUGCAGCCGCCGCCGGACAGGCACAGCCCAGGUAACCCCGAGGUGCAGAUGCAAAUGGUGCGGCACAAUGGCAUUGCCCCGUUGCUCAGCAGCACCGUCUACGACGAUCACAACCCAUACGCCAAGGAGCGCGUUACCAUCUGCCUUAAGUGGCUGCUCGAUGGGUGCGACGCGGCAAGCGAUUUUAUCCGGCAGCUCAACCGCGCCGAGCCCGCGCCGAAUCUUCAACAGCCGGCCGCCGGGUCCGCGACAGCCACGCAGACGCUACGCGUCGACGGCGUCGGCGGUGACGUCGACGUCAAGGUUAGGGUCCGGCGCCGCCAGCCGCGCUUGGUGGGGGGGAUCUCUCCGCUUCCUGACGACGAGCAGCAGGCGCAGGUGGAGGAGACGACCGAGGCGCUGAGCGGUGCCAGCAUCGAAGACGAUUCUAUGGCAUAG